Spodoptera frugiperda (fall armyworm) is the source of this 1519-nucleotide messenger RNA. RefSeq names its product alpha-1,6-mannosyl-glycoprotein 2-beta-N-acetylglucosaminyltransferase. Gene Ontology annotation, cellular component: Golgi stack; Golgi membrane. The record is from RefSeq and is a predicted model, not a curated record. The transcript has a single exon. Lineage: Eukaryota; Metazoa; Arthropoda; Insecta; Lepidoptera; Noctuidae. Gene Ontology annotation, molecular function: alpha-1,6-mannosylglycoprotein 2-beta-N-acetylglucosaminyltransferase activity. The coding region runs from base 54 to 1409 and encodes 451 amino acids. Gene Ontology annotation, biological process: oligosaccharide biosynthetic process; protein N-linked glycosylation.
UAUCGUCAAAAUCGUUACAUAUUUAUGUCCUUAGAUCAUGUCACAUAUUUGAAAUGAAUUUAAAACUACUCAUAUAUAGGGCGAGAGUUAGAGGAGUCCCAGUAUAUUGUUGUUUCUUGUUGCUGCUAUAUAUAUUGUACAAGCAGAUUUUUCAUCCAAAGUUAAAGCACGCUGAUUGUGUUCCGCAACACCUACAGCAAUAUGUCAAAUUCAAUGAAAAGUUCAUGUGGGAACCUUGUGAACUGCAAAGCGCAGAGAUCAGCAAGCUAGCCAGCACCAUCGAACUGCUGAACUACGAGCGCACAGUGUUCCAGACGCAGAAGUACGGCAUGGUGACCAGCAAGACGAACAUGCUAGUGGUGCAGGUGCAUCGUGACGUGGAGCGGUUGCAGUACCUGAUCGUGUCGUUGGCGCAGGUGCGCGAUGUCGAAUCCAUUCUGCUUGUCUUCUCACACAGUUAUUAUGACGACAGAAUCAACAAACUCGUGUCCGGCAUCACGUUCUGUAGGUUCAUGCAGAUAUUUUAUCCUUAUUCGCUACAGCUGUAUCCGAACAAGUUUCCGGGCAUAGACCCCGAUGAUUGUGUGAGUACAGCCGGGAGGACGAAAAGGUUUUGCAGUAGUCGCGACGGUCGCCUCACAGAGCACAAGCAUCACUGGUGGUGGAAAGCUAAUUUCAUCUUCAACAAUCUCGACUGGUCCGAUACAUUCAAGGGCACCGUCGUAUUCUUACAAGAGGACGAUUACGUUUUGCCAGAUUUACUAUACAUGCUGCGGUAUAUGACGCGGUCGCAGGCUUACCUUCCAGGACUUCACCUUCUGUCCUUUGGAAGGCCGCGCGCAAAAGAUUUAGAUUUUGAUGUACUUUCAGUGUCCUCGUGGCAUCCUCCCUUUGACAAAGGCCUGGCGUUCAAUAAAAGCCUGUGGCAUAAGAUAAGUGCGGUUUCUUCAUAUUACUGCUUGUAUGACGAUCUCAGUUGGAGCUACUCGCUGCUCAACGCUUUUAGGAAGUUCAAUGAGGGACAUGUGGAUAUGGUGGCCACCCAGAUGCCGCGUGUAGUUUCCACCAGCACAUUCCCUAGCGGGCGCGCGGCCAUGCAACAAAUUGCAUUGUGGCUAGUUGGCGCCAGGAUGUUUCCUUCGAAUGUGAAGGCAGUAAUGUUGUAUAGUAGUACCGGCCGAGUGAACUCAGGUGUGAAGCCUCCUCCACGGGGCAACGGAGGCUGGGGUGACUUGCGGGAUCACCUGCUGUGCCUGGACCCUCUCAUGUCGACAACCACUAGCAACACAAACGACAUGAGUGCAACGACCUACUCGCAGACCACCACCAAAGCAGCCGACUACAUUACGGUCGCACAACACAAAAUGAACAUGUCGAUUGCUGACCUACGUAAUAUGAAUUUUAAGUAGCUGGACACUGCACAUUCACACUUAGCCUCGGAUAUAGUUACAGAACGGAGCUCCGGUGGGCAAAAGCCAAAUUCCGCGUGGUUUCACCCGCUCUGCUCGGCUCCUACUUA